AUGUCCAACCACUCCAGCGGCUUGAACUGUACCCACAACUGCAGCCGUGACAACAUGGGCCAUUCCGAAGAUUACUCUGAAUAUCCUGUCAAUCUCUUCCCAAUUCCCAUCUUGACUGGUAUCACUGUUACCUGUGUUCUCUUGGCAUUGGUUGGCAUCAGUGGGAACGCCAUGACUAUCCUGAUCGUGCUAAAGUUCAAAGACAUGAGAACCACGACUAACUUCUACCUGUCCAGCAUGGCCUUCUCAGACCUCUUCAUUUUUGUCUGUAUGCCCUUGGAUUUGUACAGGAUUUGGCAGUACCGGCCCUGGAACUUUGGGGGCGUGCUCUGUAAGCUGUUCCAAUUUGUUAGUGAGAGUUGCACUUACUCCACAAUUCUCAACAUCACUGCCCUGAGCGUGGAGAGAUACUUUGCCAUUUGCUUCCCUCUCAAGGCCAAAGUGGUCAUCACUAAGAGCAGGGUCAAAGGGCUCAUCUUUUUCCUGUGGUCAGUGGCGAUUGUCAGUGCUGGACCCAUCUUUGUCCUGGUUGGGGUCGAGCACAUGAAUGGAACCGACCCCCUAUUAACCAAUGAGUGCAAGGCGACAGAGUAUGCAGUCAAGUCGGGCUAUCUGAACAUCAUGGUGUGGGUGUCCAGCAUCUUCUUCUUCCUGCCUGUCUUCUGCCUGUCAAUACUCUACAGCUUAAUUGGUAGAAAACUGUGGCGACGGAGAAGGGAGAGUAUCAGACCCAGCAUCAGCAGCAGAGAGAAGAACAACAAGCAGACAGUGAAAAUGCUAGCUGUCGUCGUGUUCGCUUUUGUGCUGUGCUGGUUGCCCUUUCACGUCGGCCGCUACCUCUUCACCAAGUCCUCCGAGGCGGGGACCUUUGAGAUGCUCCAGAUCAGCCAGUACUGCAGCCUGGUCUCCUUCGUCCUCUUUUACCUGAGUGCCGCAAUCAACCCCAUCCUUUACAACAUCAUGUCCAAGAAAUAUCGCGUCGCCGCUCUCAAACUGUUCCACGUCAAGAAGGCCCCAAGGAGAAUUCCGUCAACGGUCAAGGGUGAGAGCUGUCCAGCCUGGACGGAGACCAGCAUCAGCACUUGA
This is a messenger RNA of Carcharodon carcharias (great white shark), 1086 nucleotides long. RefSeq names its product growth hormone secretagogue receptor a (gene ghsra). Gene Ontology annotation, molecular function: growth hormone secretagogue receptor activity. Lineage: Eukaryota; Metazoa; Chordata; Chondrichthyes; Lamniformes; Lamnidae. Gene Ontology annotation, cellular component: plasma membrane. Gene Ontology annotation, biological process: hormone-mediated signaling pathway; G protein-coupled receptor signaling pathway. The coding region runs from base 1 to 1086 and encodes 361 amino acids. The record is from RefSeq and is a predicted model, not a curated record. The transcript is spliced from 2 exons.